GUGGGCACAGGUGGGUGGCACUGGUGGGCACAGGUGGGUGGCACUGGUGGGCACAGGUGGGUGGCACUUCUGGGCACAGGUAGGUGGCACUGCAGAGUGGCACAGGUGGGUGCACUGCUGGUCACAGGUGGGGGCACUGCUGGGCUCGGGUGGGCGGAGCUAGUGGGUGCACUGCUGGGGCGGAACUUGCGGGUGUCACUGCUGGGCACCGAUCAUCAGGGCACUUAUCAUCAGUGCCCUGAUGAUCGGUGCCGAUCCCCGCUCUGACAACUGCCGGUUCUCGGCAGUACUUUCCUCACGAUCUGACAGCGUGAGGAAAGUGCAGCCGAGAACCGGCACUUGCAU
This is a messenger RNA of Staurois parvus, 345 nucleotides long. NCBI's taxonomy places the organism in Eukaryota, Metazoa, Chordata, Amphibia, Anura, Ranidae. The record is from the annotation of a GenBank genome assembly.